Molecule: messenger RNA, 715 nt
Organism: Polypterus senegalus (gray bichir)
Lineage: Eukaryota; Metazoa; Chordata; Cladistia; Polypteriformes; Polypteridae
Product: trypsin inhibitor ClTI-1-like
Exons: 4
Coding region: 64-312 (82 amino acids)
Molecular function (GO): protein binding
Source: RefSeq, a predicted model, not a curated record
UAAAGCAGAUCUUCAGGCUGAGUGAUCAACGUCAAGCAGCAUCGCGACACGCGCCCUGACACGAUGGCAGGCUCGACCUUCACACUGCUGGUUAUUUUAAGUCUUGCAACCCUGUUGGUUGCUCAGACAAACGGCUCACCUUUACCAAGUGACCAUUUUUGUGGCAAAUACAAGACGCCAACUGACUGUCCCGCAGAGGCUGACAAAGUGUGCGGAACGGACGGACAAACCUACAAGAGUGAAUGUAUUCUUUGCUUCGAGUACAUUUCUAGAAAUACAAUUCCUGCCAUCGCGAAACAUGGAGAUUGCUGAAGCAACAAGUCACUUCAACUUGUCUGAGAAAUCGCAAAUUAAAUGUGCAUUCUGUUGUCUUUCCAUAAAUAGAAAAUAUAAAUGAUUCCCGGCCUUAUGAAAUUGUGGUAAAUUAAAGAAAUGUGUGGAUUUUGUUUCCGAGGUUAUUUUUUCCAAAGGUGGAGAUGCUGAAUGAGUUCAAUGCAAGCAACUCUGGAAAUUUACAGAACUUUAUUAUCCUGAAAACUGAAAAAAUAAUGUAUUGAAAUAGAAAUAAAAAGGCCCUUUGAGUAAAUAACAAUCAAAUAUUAUAUUUAAUGCAGUUGUACACUUUCUGGAGUAAAAGAAAAAAAUAAGGUAAACCAUUGGGGACUUAAAGCUGUAAUUCUUAUGUAUAGAUGAAAAGAAAACUGCAACAAUAGUG